AUGCCCAACAUUGAAGAUGAGGUGCCAAGGCCCUGUAAGCGCCAGCGACUAGACGUCGAUUCAGAGCCGGGUGGUUCGGCUGACCCAGAACAGCCAAGUGGUUCCGGUACGGAUGCGGCGCGCACCGAACCGGAGCUGAGCGAGCGUCUGCGCAAGGUAAUGCUGUGCACCGUUUGUCUGGAGCUGCCGCACCCGGAUGAUAGCUAUCAGUGCAGCUUGGGACACAUCGUAUGCGAGGAUUGCGUCACACGUCUACUGGCUGAAGCGGCGCUUAACAAUCGUGAGGCGCAAUGCCCACACUGCCGCACACACAUCAGCUGGCAGGAGCUAACCAAGAAUCUGGCCGUGGGGCAAACUCUCUGGGAGCUGCCGAAGAGCUGUUCCGACUGUGAACAACAAAUGGAAUACAAGUGCAUGGCCAAGCAUCUGAAAACCGAGUGUGCCAAGCGCUUGGUGCAUUGCCAGUACCGCUGCCUGGGCUGCACCUGGCAGGGCUGCCAGGAGGACAGUAGGCAGCAUGAGGCCAGCUGCCCCAAUCUGCAAAUGUCUAGCGAUGAGAUUAUACACGAGCUGGCCACGAUCGAUAGACUGGAGCAGAUGGCCGCCCAACCACUGCGGCAGUGCCACCGACAACUGAGUGCCCCAAGGAUUUCCUACGAGGACUUGGAUCUGCGUUGGCCGCAGCACAGUUCGCGUCUAAAUGGCGAGCUUCGCUUUCAGUCCCCCACAAUCUUUGUGUUUGAGGAAUCAUGGCGCCUGCGCGUGAAGCUCGUGCUCGGCACUGGCACAGAGCGCCGCCUUAGCUACAGUCUUAAGAUAUUGUCAUCCCCGCAGGAGGUAUUGCUGGUGAAAUACUUUGCCACAUUGCCGGCCAUACACGUGCGUGCCAAGCAGUUAAUGGAUGUGGAGCCUCAGCUAAACGAGUCGUUUUUCAAUCUUGCCGGCCAGAGCUCUGAGUUCAAGCUGCUGCCCAUGAGCUGCCAAAUAGCCACCUAUCGUUUGCUGGCCAUGCCACGUAUCAAACUGCGGCUCUGGAUGAUGUUGAACUAA
This is a messenger RNA of Drosophila virilis, 1050 nucleotides long. Its product is annotated as zinc finger TRAF-type-containing protein 1. NCBI's taxonomy places the organism in Eukaryota, Metazoa, Arthropoda, Insecta, Diptera, Drosophilidae. Gene Ontology annotation, molecular function: zinc ion binding. Gene Ontology annotation, cellular component: nucleus. The record is from RefSeq and is a predicted model, not a curated record.